CGCGCCGCCACCCUCUGCUCUCGCGCGCGCCGGGUGCUCGGGCUCCGCUCCCUGCAGGAACCCAUUGUAAGAGCCAGUAAAUCCUGUGGAAAAUGGCCUUCAGCGAUCUUACAUCGAGGACUGUGCGUCUUUAUGGUAAUUGGAUCAAGGAUGCUGAUCCAAGAGUUGAAGACUGGUUCCUCAUGUCCUCACCUCUGCCACAAACCAUCAUCUUGGGGCUCUAUGUUUAUUUUGUCAUGUCUCUGGGACCAAAGCUCAUGGAAAAUCGAAAGCCCUUUGAACUCAAGAAAGCGAUGAUAACGUACAAUUUUUUCAUAGUACUCUUUUCUGUAUAUAUGUGUUAUGAGUUUGUGAUGUCUGGCUGGGGUACAGGUUAUUCAUUUCGAUGCGAAAUUGUUGACUAUUCACGGUCGCCUACAGCGUUGAGGAUGGCACGCACCUGCUGGCUUUAUUACUUCUCCAAAUUUAUCGAGCUAUUAGAUACUGUCUUUUUUGUUCUGCGUAAGAAAAAUAGCCAAGUGACUUUUCUGCAUGUCUUCCAUCAUACCAUCAUGCCAUGGACCUGGUGGUUUGGAGUCAAAUUUGCUGCAGGUGGUUUGGGAACAUUCCAUGCCUUUCUAAAUACAGCUGUGCAUGUAGUCAUGUAUUCCUACUAUGGACUGUGUGCACUGGGACCAGCCUACCAGAAGUAUUUGUGGUGGAAAAAAUAUUUGACGUCAUUGCAGCUUGUCCAGUUCAUUAUUGUCACCAUCCACAUAGGACAGUUCUUUUUCAUGGAGGAUUGCAAGUACCAGUUUCCAGUCUUUCUGUACAUCAUUAUGAGUUAUGGGUGCAUCUUUUUGCUGCUCUUUCUCCAUUUUUGGUAUCGUGCUUACACCAAAGGCCAGAGGCCGCCCAAAACAGUGAAAAAUGGAAUCUGCAAAAACAAAGAUCACUGAAAGUCAAGCACAACAUGAAUCUAUGAAUGAGACUGACACCUUGUCUUCCUUGACAAUCAAGAGAUAUAUCUAUGUGCAGUGCAUUUUGUAUAUUUUUCCAAAGCAAGAGCUUGUAUUUUUAUGAUAAGUUAUUGGGGUUUCUGAUAUUUGAGAGCCCAAACUACCAGAUAACAGAGUCUUCUGAUAAUUAGAGCCUAAAGCAGCCAGUUUUUCAGCUGUUUGUAAGCCUCACCCAAAGGUUUUGUUUAACACAUUUUGUUAAUAAAAGGAUCAUGUGAAAUAGUACAGUACUUUUCAAAGAGUUGGGUAUAAAUGAAAAAUAUCAUUAGAUAUUUUGAGUACAGACAGGGGUCCAUGCUGUACAGUGGAUUCCUUCCGCUGGGUCAGAACCUCUACCUGUGGGCUCUGGCUUUGUAGCUUGUGGACUGCAUUCAGAAGGCACUGUGUUUAUUCUAGAGUUAAAUUCCCACUCCAGAGAACUCACAAAGUGAACAUUAAAUGAAUUUGGGAUAAGUUGUCGUUUAAAAACACUAAUAAUAAUUUUUAAUGGGUCUCUUGAGUAGUCGCCACCAGUUUUGCUGAUAAGACUUUCUCGCAGCCUUUUGUUGCAUGAAGUGUUCAGAAGUACCAAUCUUUCGAUGAGCACAAUGAGGCACUUAACACUAAGGUUAAGUAAAAAAAACAGGUGGUUUGUUCUCAUGGCUUAAUGAACACUUUGCUAUUACUGUUUUUCAAUUAUCUUUGUAUAUUUCUGGAAAGAGGUGAAUUUGUCAAUGGAAAAAGUACUGUGUAGUUCACUGGGAAAAAAAAUCUGUUGUCUGUUGUAUUAGGAUGUCACUUUCUUAUAUUGUCAUAGUUUACAAGAUUAUCUUCGUUAAAUAUAUAUUGGUUAGAUGUGUAGAUGUUCAUGUCAUUAACAUAUUGCAGGUACCCUCAAAUCAUAAAUGAUUUUAGACCACUCAUCACAGUUUCCAGAGAUGUGUUAGAGUGGCUUGUGAAAUAAUUGGAGGCAAUAGUGACACAGAGAUUAUCCAGGGAAGACUUAGUUAUAUAAGGGUCUCUCUCAAUAGUGAGAGAGAGAGAGAGACCACACAAUAGUAAUUGUUAUA
Messenger RNA from Molossus molossus (Pallas's mastiff bat), 2047 nucleotides. It is a transcript of the gene ELOVL7, whose product is annotated as ELOVL fatty acid elongase 7. The record is from RefSeq and is a predicted model, not a curated record. Gene Ontology annotation, biological process: very long-chain fatty acid biosynthetic process; fatty acid elongation, polyunsaturated fatty acid; sphingolipid biosynthetic process. The coding region runs from base 93 to 938 and encodes 281 amino acids. The transcript has 8 exons. Gene Ontology annotation, cellular component: endoplasmic reticulum; endoplasmic reticulum membrane. Lineage: Eukaryota; Metazoa; Chordata; Mammalia; Chiroptera; Molossidae. Gene Ontology annotation, molecular function: fatty acid elongase activity.